Messenger RNA from Trichoderma gamsii, 1323 nucleotides. RefSeq lists its product as hypothetical. The record is from RefSeq and is a predicted model, not a curated record. The transcript has 4 exons. NCBI's taxonomy places the organism in Eukaryota, Fungi, Ascomycota, Sordariomycetes, Hypocreales, Hypocreaceae. Bases 1 to 1323 code for a protein of 440 amino acids.
AUGGCCUCCAAUCCACCACCAUCAUCCUCCGUCUUCGACAUCCACGAACACACCAUCCAAGCAUCGCACAUCCGCGAAUACCCUCGUGCAACAGCAACCUCCCAAGAUGAAGCCCUCUUGUUGCACGUCAAGCAAUACACCCCCAAGCACGGUGGCCCUGCGCGCAAAGGCGACAUCACCAUCAUUGGCGCUCAUGCGAAUGGCUUUCCAAAGGAAUUAUAUGAACCUCUCUAUGAAGAACUCCUCAGAGAGCUAGAAAAGCAAGGCCUCCGCCUCCGCGCCAUCUGGAUCGCCGACGCAGCGCACCAAGGCCAGAGCGGCAUCCUCAACGCCGCCAACCUAGGCAAUGACCCCUCCUGGCUCGACUACGCCCGCGACAUCGCCCACCUCAUCAACACCAUCCGCCCCCCUCGCCCCCUCAUCGCCAUGGGCCACUCCUUUGGCGCAAACGCCCUCACAAACGUCGCCCUCAUGCACCCGCGCCUCUUCACCGGCUUCAUCAUGCUCGACCCUGUCAUCGCCCGCUUCGCCGGUGCGCCGCCGCCUUCUUCCACUCCCUCCGCCUCUGUCUCUGCUGCUCCCGAGACGUUUCCCAGUCCAGCUUCGCUCAGCAUCACGCGUCGAGAGACUUGGCCCUCUCGCGCUGCUGCUCGCAAGGCAUUCCUCUCCAGGCCAUUCUAUCGGGACUGGGACCCCCGAGUCUUGGACCUCUUUGUCCAGUAUGGCCUCCGCGAUGAUGUUGCUUCGCCAUCAUCAAAAGAUCCAUCACCCGUCCGUCUCACCACUACCAAACACCAAGAAGUCUUCACCUUCGUCCGCCCCCUCUGGCCCGCCGUCGACCCCACAACCAACACAAUCACCAACCCCUCCCUCAUCCCCGACCACGACUUCGAUCUCCAAACCCUCAUCCAAACCCCCGUCUACCGCCCCGAACAAAACGCCACCUUCCUCCGCCUCCCCCAUCUCCGCCCCCCCAUCCUCUACAUCUUCGGCGGCACGAGCACCGUCUCCCCUCCCCGCAUCGUCAAAGAGAAACUCGACACAACGGGCGUCGGCGUCGGCGGCAGCGGUGGUGUGAGAGCAGGUCGCGUCAAGCACGUCAUUCACCCGGAGAGCGGCCAUCUCGUGCCCAUGGAGAAGCCGCUGUUCUGCGCAAAGGCUGCCGCUGAAUGGACAAAGACGGAGAUUGAGAGAUGGUGGGAGGAGGAAAAGGCGUAUGAAGAGUGGACGAACAAGUCGCUGGAGGAGAAGUCGACGAUAGAUGACGAGCUGAGGAGGCGCAUUGAAGCAGCCAGCAACAAGCAGCACGGCAAGCAGCUCUGA